AUGGGGAGGCUAAUCAAAAACCACUGGGGCCGAUUAAUUAUCCUCACGGCUGCUGCCUACCAAGUUGGCGCCGCCAUCGAGGGAUUCAUCUGGCCCAAAGUCUUCUGGGACUUCAUCACCAAAAACCUGAACGGCGCCGUAGCGCCCGUUCCGGUCCUGCAGAUUCUCAACCUAAUAAUGGGCCUACUCGGUCUCGCCUGGGAAUGGCCUCUGAAAUACUUCGCCGGGACAUUAGCACACCGGAGCAUCGAAGUGCGACUCAUCCUCUAUCCACUCAGUGCUCUACUCUCGGCGCUUCUCUACCAAGGCACGGAUCCCGCGAUAUACUACCUGGUUGGCAUCGGGGUCUACUUUUGGGCAUAUAGCGAAGGCGAGGUAUGUGCAUGCAUCAUUCAGCCUGCUUAG
Aspergillus melleus is the source of this 405-nucleotide messenger RNA. RefSeq lists its product as uncharacterized. The transcript is spliced from 2 exons. The coding region runs from base 1 to 405 and encodes 134 amino acids. Lineage: Eukaryota; Fungi; Ascomycota; Eurotiomycetes; Eurotiales; Aspergillaceae. The record is from RefSeq and is a predicted model, not a curated record.